Molecule: messenger RNA, 3267 nt
Organism: Cyprinus carpio (common carp)
Lineage: Eukaryota; Metazoa; Chordata; Actinopteri; Cypriniformes; Cyprinidae
Product: dual specificity protein phosphatase 10-like
Biological process (GO): protein dephosphorylation; negative regulation of JUN kinase activity
Cellular component (GO): cytosol; cytoplasm
Molecular function (GO): protein tyrosine/threonine phosphatase activity; MAP kinase tyrosine/serine/threonine phosphatase activity
Source: RefSeq, a predicted model, not a curated record
CACACGACUGUAUUACAGUAAUGAGAGUCUAACGAGAAUCGCCAUUGAGAAAAAUGAAACAAAUUUUACUGUGAAAAAAGAGACAGAGCAAAACAUCUCUGCAAAAGAGGAAGUGGUUGUUCGUUUCCUCUUCUUCAGGCUUCUAAAUAUCACACCGCAUGACGUCAGUUUUUCCACUGACAGACACUCACAUAUACACGCAUCUAAAUAUAAUUUUAUGCUUCUACCGGGGCAAUAAAACAAGAUCAGGGAUUUUAGGGGGGGCGAGCGUAAAGUUAGUCACCUUAACUCACACUUCACCUCAUUUUAACAACUAAAUAUAAUUUAUGCACCAUGCAAAUCGUGAAGUGUGUCAAACCUCACCUCAGUGACUCCCACUUUACAAAUUACGUUUGUGAUUUAAGAACCUGUUUGGUGAACAUUACACUAUUCACUGCUUGUGAGAUCAUGAAUAAGGCUCACAUUAGAUCUCAUUAGUCACAGAUGAAUCAUUCAGACCGUGAAGACAAGACAUGAAACAAGGCCUCUCUACGACUGAACUUCAGUGUGAACAGCAGUCAUAGGCUUUAUAUGGGACUCCACUCAACAGCAGUGACGUCACCCUGCGCCUCAGCACGCCUCCCGUUUCUGGGCCGCUGUUGCUCUCCGUUACCGCGUGACUAACAGCAGCGCGGAGCUCCAUUGGUUCAGGCGCACGUCAGUCUGAAGUGAUACUAGUGCGGAGCCGCUACAAACUCCAACUCCAUCAGUGAAGAGAGAGCAAAGCAGGACGGGAGGAAAAUGCUGCGGGUCUCCAGUUCGGGACCGGCUCAGCGGCUCAGACUGAUCGAUAACUGAGACUGCGCGUUAAACGCGACUCCAAUUGAGCAGCUUGGGAUCGAGUGGACAUCUGAGUUCUCCGUGGUGUGCCAGCCCUCUGUGGUCUCUCCAUGCCUCCUUCUCCUCUAGACGACAGAAUUGUGGUGGCGCUGCCAAGGCCUAUACGACCUCAGGAACUCCGACUCCGCCUGGACACCAGCUACCUGGAAGCUACCGUGGGCACCGUCGGUCAGUCGACGGUCAUCAGCAGCACCACCGUGGUGAAGAUCCAGGCGACCAAGCUUUCGUAUAUGCCCUCGUCCAGCGGCUCCACGCGCUCGCUGACGUGUGGAUGCAGCAGUGCCAGCUGUUGCACGGUGACCACCUACGAGAAGGACGGCCAGGUCAGCGCCAGCAGCCCUAACUUGAACUCCGGAGUCGGUUAUGGGGUCCCGACGGUGGGCCACGGCGAGGCCUACAGCGCGCCCAGUCUCACCUCCAGCCUGACCAGGGGCGGCAUGCGGGUCAUCCACCCCAACGAGCUGGCCAAAAAGCUGACGCAUUGCCCGCUGGGCCACCCGGUGGGGCCGGUGCCCGUCAUCAUCGACUGCCGGCCCUUCAUGGAGUUUAACAAGAGCCACAUCCGGGGGGCCGUGCACAUCAACUGCUCGGACAAGAUCAGCCGCCGACGGCUCCAGCAGGGCAAGAUCACCGUCCUGGACCUCAUCUCCUGCCGGCAGAGCAAGGACUCCUUCAAGGGGAUUUUUUCCAAAGAGCUGGUGGUGUACGAUGAAAGCACGGUGGACCCGGGCCGGCUAACGCCGUCUCAGCCUCUGCAAGUGGUUCUGGAGUCGCUGCGGAGGGAAGGAAAGGACCCCAUCGUUCUUAAAGGAGGCCUCAGUGGUUUCCGACAGAGCCACGAUGAUCUGUGUGAACACUCUCUUCAUCUGGAGGAAGGACAGGACGGCAGUACCACGGUGGGCCUGUCGGGGGCGCUACCUCAUUCCCUGCCCUCCACACCGGACAUCGAGAACGCAGAGCUGACGCCCAUCCUCCCCUUCCUCUUCCUGGGCAACGAACGGGACGCUCAGGACCUGGAGCUCAUGCAGCGCAUGGACAUCGGCUUCAUCCUGAACGUCACCACGCACCUGCCGCUCUAUCACUACGAGCUCGGCCUGUUCAAGUACAAGCGCUUACCUGCCAGCGACAGCAACAAACAGAACCUGCGGCAGUACUUCGAGGAGGCCUUCGAGUUCAUCGAAGAGGCGCACCAGGCCGGCCGCGGGCUCCUCAUUCACUGCCAGGCCGGCGUGUCUCGCUCCGCCACCAUCGUCAUCGCCUACCUGAUGAAACACACCUGGAUGACCAUGACGGAUGCUUACAAGUUCGUCAAGUCCCGGCGGCCCAUCAUCUCACCCAACCUUAACUUCAUGGGCCAGCUUUUAGAGUUCGAAGAAGACCUGAACAACGGCAUCACUCCACGCAUACUCACACCCAAACUCACCGGCCUCGAGACCGUCGUAUAGCGGCUCCUUUCCAGACGGAGUAUGCUUGAUUUUUGGAUGAGGAAAACAAACAGCUUUUUGCUCUCCCGUCCGGUCAGUGUUCAGCCAAACACUGUGCUGCGGUCAUACGACGGCUCUUGGCCGCUGGUGCUGGCUAAAGCCCCCAGAGGAGGCUGGAUGUUCGCCUGUCUGAAGAAAUGAAGGCUUGUUUCAUUGUUCUUACUCUAUUUUUAUACACCUAAGGUGGCUUCACUGUGCAAUAAAGUCUGUGUGGAAAGCAGCCGGGUGCGUGAUGUGUAUAUAACGAGCGCGAGACUUUCAGUCCACCUGCGUAGUUGUGCGUUUUCAUACGUUUAGGCACUGAUUUAUGCUAGCUUUAUACAUGUUUGGACGCUUCUUUGUGUAUUUAUCUCAUUAGUAUCGCUGACAAUCAGAACAAACCUCAUUUGAAUGUCCUUUAGAAAUAACCCAUUGCAUGAUUAGGACAAAAACUAAAGUACUAUUAUAUCAUCAUCAGAAUAUAGCUAAAAUCAUCUGCUUGAGAAUUAAUGAGGCGUUUUAUUUGUUUGCAUUAACAGUUUUCAUGGUAGGUUGGUCAGCGUUGCACAUUCGCUCUCUGUAAGUGUGUGUUUGUGUGAAUGGGAUCCGUAUCUAUAUUACACUUCACUGUGUUUAACGCUUCAACUCUCUCCUGACCUCAAGCUGGCCAGAAAGAUGGAUGGAUGCUUGGGAAUUUCAGCUUCUUGCGAAAACACGUAAGAAUCGUGCCUCUAUUGGUGCCUUAACUCAUUUUCUUCUGACUUGUUUUGAGUGUGUGAAGAGGAAACGGCUUUAGAGGCGUUUCUGUGUUUUAAUCUCUGUGUUAGAAGAGUCAAAAGAUUGAUUUUGAUCACGGUUGUGUGUCGUUUUAAAUCACACGGUAUGUUCUUCUUUCUCAUAACAGAACUAAAACGCUGUGAAAUAA